AUGUAUAGUGGUAUACGUUUUUUUGGAAUUCGAGGUUAUAAAUUUGAUAGUAUAGGAGAAAGUCAAAGUUUGAGUGCAGAUGUAAUUGAAGAGUUAGAUAAAAUAAGUAUGGUUUCAUUAAAAACAAUAAAAAUUCCUGAUAAUAUAAGAAUAAAAUUAUAUAAUUUAUCAAAACAAUUUAUAAAAAAAAAAGAUUUAGAAAAAUUAGGACGUUAUAUAUCUAAAAAAAUUACAAGUAGAAAUUGUGUAGAAUUACCAAAGAUAUUAUCAUCAAAAUUAUUAUGUUAUAAUGAUGAAGAUAGAAAUAAAAUAGAAAAAAUGUUAGAUAAAAAAUCAUAUAAAUUUUUAAAAACAUUUAUAACAGAAUAUAAAAAUAAAAUUAAAGAUAUAGAUCAAGCAUCUAUAAGUUAUUCUGAAGAUAUAAGACAUAAAAUUAAUAUAUCAUUUUUUCCAGAAAUAUCUAUAGCAUAUACAUUACAUACAUUUAAUUCUAAAUAUUCUAUAUUAUAUAGAAUUUUUAAUGAAAUUAAAUUACGUAUACCAAAUUUUCUACCUACAAAUAUUCUACAUUAUUCUCAAAUACCAGCAGUAGGUAUUAUUGCAUUUAAUGAAAUUUAUAAUCAUAAGUAUGAACAUAUCCUAUCUAUACAACCAUCUGAACAUUUAUUAGCUAUAUCUAAAUAUUUGACAGAUCAUAUACCAAAUAUUCAGCAUCAAAUAAAUUUAUAUGAACAUACAAAAAAAAAAAAUACUACACAUAUACAACAUGAACAAUUUACACAAUCGUCAUAUGAUUUAAUUAUUUUAUCACAUACUCUUCUCUCAUUAUAUGAUCAUAACUCAAGAAAUAUUUUUAUUAAAAACUUAUGGAAUAAAUUAUUAAAAGGUGGUAUUAUAAUUAUUGUAGAAAAUGGCACACCCACAGGAUUUCGCAUGUUACAUGCAAUAAGAGAAAUGUUUAUUUGUGAUUUAAAAUAUGAUAAGUUUCAUAUUGUUGCUCCAUGCUCACAUGAAAGUAUAUGUCCAUUGGCUCUAACAGGUAAAGAUUGGUGUCAUUUUUCUCAACGAGUACAUAGAUUAUCUCAUCAUAUAUAUUGUAAAGGGAGUCGAGCUAAAAAUGUUGAAGAAGAAAAAUAUUCUUAUCUUGUUAUUAAAAAAGAAGAAGGACCACGUACUAAAUAUUCUAAUGAACAAGAAACUUCAACACUUCAAGAAAAAUCUUUUUUCUGGCCAAGAGUUGUUAUGCCUACUAUAAAAGCAGGAAAACAUGUACUCAUAGAUGUAUGUUCAUAUCCUCAUAAUUUUGAAAGACUUGUUGUCACUAAAAGCUCCCCUCUCAUAACCAAUCUCAAAACAAAAAAUGGUCACAUAUUAAAAGGAUAUGGAUAUAAAAAUGCAAGGAAAUUAUUAUGGGGGGAUCUAUGGAGAUUUACUAAAAGAGUAACACGUCCAGAUGCCAGAUUAUAUACGCCAGAAAAAACAAAACAGCAUUUAUAUCGUUUAUAUACAAAAAUGAAAAAAAAAAAAAAUUCCUCUUCCUUAGUAGACAAUAAGACUAAGGAGUAUUUCGAUUCUCGUUCGAUACAAUAUUACGGUUCAUAA
Plasmodium gaboni is the source of this 1602-nucleotide messenger RNA. RefSeq names its product putative mitochondrial ribosomal protein S22 precursor. Gene Ontology annotation, biological process: translation. Gene Ontology annotation, molecular function: methyltransferase activity; structural constituent of ribosome. The coding region runs from base 1 to 1602 and encodes 533 amino acids. NCBI's taxonomy places the organism in Eukaryota, Apicomplexa, Aconoidasida, Haemosporida, Plasmodiidae. The record is from RefSeq and is a predicted model, not a curated record. Gene Ontology annotation, cellular component: mitochondrial small ribosomal subunit. The transcript has a single exon.